This is a messenger RNA of Misgurnus anguillicaudatus (oriental weatherfish), 894 nucleotides long. Its product is annotated as histone H2B-like. Gene Ontology annotation, molecular function: structural constituent of chromatin; DNA binding; protein heterodimerization activity. Gene Ontology annotation, cellular component: nucleosome. Lineage: Eukaryota; Metazoa; Chordata; Actinopteri; Cypriniformes; Cobitidae. The record is from RefSeq and is a predicted model, not a curated record.
AACGAAGGGUUGCUGUGUGAAAUCUAUUUAAAACAACACAAUUCUUCUUAAAAAAAUAGUAUAUUUUGCUUUUACGUGCUUGCAUAAGUAGAGAUCUUUAUUCGUUGAAUGAACGAUUUACUGGAAAAUAAAUAAAAUAAAAAACAUUACAUUUGCAUAUCAUAUUUCAAAGAAACAAUUAUAUUUAAAGAAAUUCUGUUUUAAGCGGGAAAGUACAACCACACUACAAUGCAUGGGUGUAUAUAAUUCAAAUAUUAGGCUAUGGGUGGGGCUACCGUUUUAGCUGCGUUGAUUGGCUCGCUUACGUGUUUGCUGCUCCAAUAAAAUUCAUUCGUGUUGUUUGUCAAAUUAAGAACCCCAAUCAGCACCGUGAACCUGCUGGGUUUAAAAAUUAGCAUAGACAGAGAAUAAAUACUUCUUCACCAGAACAGAUUGGUACACAAUUUGUUUUUCUGUCUUGAGUCAUCAUGCCUGAGCCAGCGAAGUCCGCACCUAAGAAGGGGUCCAAGAAGGCCGUUACUAAAACCACCGUGAAGGGCGGUAAGAAGCGCAAGAGGUCCAGGAAGGAGAGCUAUGCUAUCUACGUCUACAAGGUCCUGAAGCAGGUUCAUCCUGACACCGGGAUUUCCUCUAAGGCCAUGGGGAUCAUGAACUCUUUCGUCAAUGAUAUUUUCGAGCGUAUCGCCGGUGAGUCCUCUCGUCUCGCUCACUACAACAAGCGUUCCACCAUCACAUCGAGAGAGAUCCAGACCGCCGUGCGUCUGCUGCUGCCCGGUGAACUCGCCAAACACGCCGUGUCUGAGGGAACAAAGGCCGUCACCAAGUACACCAGCUCCAAAUAAAGUUUCCAGCUUUUCAACACCCAAAGGCUCUUUUAAGAGCCACCCACUUUAU